Amorphotheca resinae ATCC 22711 is the source of this 714-nucleotide messenger RNA. RefSeq lists its product as hypothetical. The coding region runs from base 1 to 714 and encodes 237 amino acids. The record is from RefSeq and is a predicted model, not a curated record. The transcript is spliced from 2 exons. NCBI's taxonomy places the organism in Eukaryota, Fungi, Ascomycota, Leotiomycetes, Helotiales, Amorphothecaceae.
AUGGCUCCUCCACCAGCGGGAAACAGCACAUCAUGGGCCAGUGCCCGGACUCUCGAGGGCGCGCGUCUCGUCCGACUCCAAAACCUCGCAACACACAUCAAUGUUUACAACUCACCUUACUUCCCCAAGAACAUCGGCGAGUACGUCGCGCACCUCCGGGAGAUCCAAGCCGAGAAGCUAGGAGUGGAGCGCAAGAAGAUACAGAAUCGAAUCGAGGAGAUCGGUCAGGCGGAGAGGGUUGGGGUGUUUUUGAAUGGGAAAUCUCUGGAGUUUGUACGAGUUGAUGUGCUGGGGUACGGGCAGGAGAAAGUUUGGCCAUUCGGUCAUCACCCGUUGCGAGUCGAUGCCAUAGAGGCCUGGCCAACGAAGAUUGAGUCGAAGCUUGAAGGCGAGUAUCGCUCGAAAGCAGGUCUCAAGCGUCGGUUCCCGGCUCCGAGACAGGGAGAGGAUGCCUGGGAAGAUAUUCCGCCCUUGAUUCAAGACGCAAGCGGGAAGUAUGACAUGGUAGGGCAUAGAAUCAAGAAUGGAAUGAAGGAGUUGGAGAUGAGACGGAGACAAGAGUAUCCCGAGACGUGGACAACCGAGUGGCACGACGAGACACAGGAAGAGGACGUUGCGGAGUAUGUUCCUGAUGGCGGAUGGAAGUUUAACGAGGAGGACCUGAGCAAGACCGGGGCAUGGGUAGAGCUCCUGGAUGACUUGUGGGGAAUUUGA